GUCAUGUCCAAGAAACGCCCGACGUAUACGAACGCCGAGAUUGAAACUCACCUCUCCCAGCUUUCUAUCCCUGCCACUGGGGGCCAAGAGAACCUAGAAGCACUGGCUCCAUUGGUGGUCUCGCUUCAGGACACGAGCACAGAGCAGGUCUACUUGCGAAGCCUCGACCGAUUCGUAGAGGAAAAGGAGAAGCAGAUCGAGGAAAUAUGUGGAGACAAUUACGAGGACUUUGUCUCUUCCGUUAGCACUUUGCUUUCGGUUCGUCAAGGAACCGCCCAUUUGCGGCGACGUAUCGGCGAGCUUGAUGGGCAGAUGGGAGAUGUGGGAAGAGCCCUUACAGACAAGGCAAGUUCGAAAAGAGCUCUCCUCAAGCAGCGCAAGAUUGCUCAGAACAUUGACGAGGCUAUCGAUACGCUGCAGACAUGCUUAAGGGUGCUGGAUCUUGUCAACCGGGUUCGCGAUAUGAUCAACGAGGGAAAGCACUUUGCCGCGCUGAGGGCUAUGGAGGAUCUCCAAACUCUACCGCCAUCAGCCAUCUCAGAAACUCCCUUCUUCCAGCACAUCAUGUCGUCGCUCCCUUCCUUACACGCCGAAAUAAAAUCCGCUGUUACAGCCUCCGAAAAAAAUUGGUUGCUCGACAUGCGAGAGGUUUCGGCUCAAGUAGGGCGACUGGCACUGAUUCAGAUGGAGACGAGGAUGCGUAAAUGGAAGUCAAAACAGGACCGGGACCCAGGAUUGCGACACAUCAGAGUCGGGGAUCCGAUCGAGUUGGCGAGCAACGACAAAACGGAGUUUGACCCUCUCAAUAAUGAUCAGGUGCAGGUAGAUCUGCGACCUCUGCUACAGUGUAUCCAUAUCUACAAUGCUUUGGAAUGUCGGCCGGAACUGCAGCGCAAUUAUCAGGAAGAUAGAAAGCAACAAGCCAACCUUAUCUUCUCGCAGAGAUCUACCAUUAAUGCCUCCAGUAUCAAGACUGCUUUGCAACCUCUGCUCGAAGAUCUCGUCGGGUUCUUUAUUAUCGAAAAACAAGUCCUGCGAAUAUGUCGGGAUUUCCGGACCUCGCAAGAGGUCGAUCUCUUAUGGGAUGAGAUGUGUGACAGAAUCGCCCGGAUCGUGAGCGAAGGUCUCAAGACUUGUGAAGAUCUUGAGACGUUCCUGGCAGUCAAGCCGGUCGUACUGGCUUUUGAACAGACGCUGCAAGGGUACGGGUUUGACGUCAGCGCUUUGAGCCGACUGCUCAUGACGCUGUUCGAGCGAUACUCAAACCUCUUACAGCGCAAGUUCAGCGCUGAGUUCGAUCAAAUUGUGAUGGAAGAUGAUAACCAACCGAUGAUGGUUCAGAACCAGGAAGAAUUUGAUCAAGUGGUAUCAGCCUGUUGGCUAGCUACAGGUGAAGCAGAGCAGAUCGCUAUUCAGGGCUUCCCCCAAGCGUUACCCUUUUCCCAAACUUUCCCCAUGUGCUGCAUCAACAUCAGAAAUUUUGUGGACCAGUUUUAUCAAUUUGUGGAAGGUGUUCCGCAUAGACGAUCCGGUAUCGAUGAAGUGCUGCGCCGGUCGUUGGACGGUCUGCUCAUUUCCCAUGUCUCGAAGAAUAUCUGCGACAAGGUCAACACGAUGAAGAACCUCAGUCAAGUUGCACAAGUCGUCAUUAACGUGGAGCACUUCGUCGUCGCGGUCGACGAGUUGGAAAGCGUGCUAGUGGAUCUCAAGUAUGUGAAAUCCACCUUGAUUACGCUGCAAUCGGGAGCUUCGUUGCAGUCUACCCUUGAAUUCGCCCAAUCCAGGAUCGACAAGAUAAUCGCUGACAAGCUAGAUCAAUUCUUCGAGAUGGGUUGGGAAGAGUUUGAUUGGACGCCCAAGCUGAGCGAAACGUACUUCGACGCAAACACGAAACGGGAACCAAGUACCUAUCUGUUCGAGAUGAUCACCUUUCUGACAGCCUAUGUAGAUUCUGUCUUGAUCGGCUUGAGAGAGGAUGUCAGGGGUAGAGCCUAUCGUGGCGCCCUUGAACACGUCCGGGACGGGUUGCUGAACCUUCUUGUGACGCAAGAUAUCCCCAAAGCCAAUGAACAGGCUUUCAAGAAUUUGCUGGAUGACAUCGAGUUCGUUGAGCGCGAGAUGGGUAGUCUGGGCCUGGACGAGGCGGCUGUUGGCUUAGGACAGGUCUUCGGCGAAAUCAAAGGCUCUAUCAACCUCAUUCUGAGCGACUCGGUGCAGUUAUACGUCAGCGAUCCCAGCGUUAGAGCAUCGCAUGCGCAAGUGCGUCCCAGAAACCUAAAGAUCAUGCUUGAAAAGCUGGCGCGGUGGACUCCCGAGCCUACCCGGCUGACAGGCGCGGAUGCGGAGCGAAUGGCUGGCAGACGUCGGCAAGCAGAUAGUGUAGCAAACUUAUUGGCCUCAUCCUAG
This is a messenger RNA of Filobasidium floriforme, 2406 nucleotides long. RefSeq names its product putative rsec15. The annotation marks the transcript as partial. The record is from RefSeq and is a predicted model, not a curated record. Lineage: Eukaryota; Fungi; Basidiomycota; Tremellomycetes; Filobasidiales; Filobasidiaceae. Gene Ontology annotation, cellular component: exocyst; membrane. Gene Ontology annotation, biological process: Golgi to plasma membrane transport; exocytosis; intracellular protein transport. The transcript is spliced from 15 exons.